ACUGCAGAGUGUGUGAAGAUAUGUGUGUUUCAUCGCCCAACGGUUUGCGAUGUGCAUGCAAAGGUGGCUUUCAUUUCAACCCAGCCAACUUAAGCGCUUGUCUACCCAUCAGUUCAGCGUGCAAUCGAGGCUUCUACAUUAACCCACAGACGAGGACUUGUGAAGAUUUAAACGAAUGCCUAGUCAGACCUUGUGAGCAGCAGUGCAACAACAGAGCGGGCGAUUUCGAGUGCACUUGUAGACCUGGAUUCAUUGUCAACCCACAAGACCGCUACAGGUGUAUUGCGUCCACUUCAGCGGCCACUUCAGUGAUCACUUCAGCAAACACUGCCGACAGAAUUGCAGUGUGCCAGAUAGGAUUCUACAGAAACCCAAGGACUGGACUUUGCGAAGCUGAGCCAAGAGGAUGUCCUCCAGGAUACGUAGUUAACCCAAGAAACACCAGCAGUUGUACAGACAUCGACGAAUGCCAGACACCAGGACUGUGCGAAGACAAAUGUGUCAACCUAAAUGGCGGCUACCGGUGUUCCUGCUUCAGCGGAUCUGAAGUCAGCUCCGCAGACUGGACAAGUUGCGAGAAAAUUCGAGUGUGCACGUAUCCCAAGGACGUGAUUGUUCUCAUCGACACCACAACAAGCGUAGGACCCACCAACUACAAGCUGCUGCUUUCCUUCAUCGCUGAGUUUAUUCGGCACUUCCAAUACGGCAACAGCAGAACAAAAGUUGCUGCCCUUUUGUACAGCGAUAUAGUGCGACAGUUGUUUGAUCUUGACGAUUACGAGUCCCAGGAAGAUGUCAUUAAUGCGAUCUUGGCUGCCCCAUAUCUGGGCGGGAACACAAUGCUUAACCUGGCGUUUGACUACGUUCGAGAGAAUGCUCUGUUCGAUACAAUCAGGGGUGGUAGGUCAAAUGCUCCUGACUUCGUUAUCGUGUUUAUCGACGGCCCUUCCAUGAAUUCUGCUCUUGCAAGGGCAGCAGCUGAAAACCUCAAAAACCAGGACGUGACAAUCAUUGUUGUAGCUAUCGGCAACGAGGUGUCGGUGGCAGAGCUGAGCAGUGUGGCGAGCACACCGGGAGACCUGCUCCUCGUUCAGGGCGGCUUUGAAUACCUGGACUACGUUCAGCAGAAGCUUGAUCGGCGCGUCUGCUCAGAAACCGACGAUUAA
This is a messenger RNA of Candidula unifasciata, 1166 nucleotides long. Lineage: Eukaryota; Metazoa; Mollusca; Gastropoda; Stylommatophora; Geomitridae. The record is from the annotation of a GenBank genome assembly.